Molecule: messenger RNA, 2103 nt
Organism: Plutella xylostella (diamondback moth)
Lineage: Eukaryota; Metazoa; Arthropoda; Insecta; Lepidoptera; Plutellidae
Gene: SCAR
Product: wiskott-Aldrich syndrome protein family member 3 SCAR
Biological process (GO): positive regulation of Arp2/3 complex-mediated actin nucleation; actin cytoskeleton organization
Cellular component (GO): SCAR complex; cytoskeleton
Molecular function (GO): protein kinase A regulatory subunit binding; actin binding; Arp2/3 complex binding
Source: RefSeq, a predicted model, not a curated record
CAUUUUCGUUUUGUGGCACGGUUAGGCGGCGGUCUGUGUGUGAAAUUGCUAAAAUAUCCAAGAUAUAUUUGUCUAGUGAUACAAAUACUACCCGUUGUGAUUGUUUUGUUGUGAGCCUCACCAAAACUGGUGUUUCUAGUGUUACUGUUACGCAGUUCCUUCGAUUUCCUGUAGUCGAAAGGACAUGUGGUCACCAAGCUAACUCACCACGCCGCGAUGCCGCUGCCGAAGCGCUGCGUGGAGCCGGUGCACGUGUCGCGCGGCACGGUGCCCGAGCGGCUGCAGCUGCCCUCGGAGCUGGAGGCCGCCACCAACGGCACCCUCGCCAACACCGUCAGACAACUGUCAUCCCUAUCCAAGCAUGCGGAGGACAUGUUCGGCGAGCUGAGCCGCUCGGCGUCGGGGCUGGCGGAGCGCACCAACGUGCUGCAAGCCCGCAUCGACCGCCUCGCCAUCAAGGUCACGCAGCUCGACUCCGCCGUGGAAGAAGUGUCCCUUCAAGACAUCCAAAUGCGGAAGGCGUUCCGUUCAUCCAGAACGUUCCAGCAACAGUUAUUCUCUCGCAACACGAUACCGUCGGCCAUGUUGGCUACAUACGCCAAAUGCGACCCGCCGCCGCCGCUCGAGCGACUCAACGAGUUUAGGGAUGACGGGAGAGAUGCGAGGAAGUUCUACACGGACCCCGAUUACUUCUUCGAGCUGUGGCGUAGGGAGAUGCUGCAGGAUACGGAGAGGAUCCAGCAUGAUCGCGGGAAGAAGGUCCGUCAACCGCGCACCAACUCAACGGGCGACGGGCGCGCGGGGCGCCGCGUGAGGGUGCCCCACUCCACGCGAGACCGGCAGAUGAAGGAGGCGGUCACCCGGGGAGAACACAUCAUGGCGCCGAGCCAGCUGCAGCACUAUAACAUCAGGCAGCAAGCGCCGCAGGAACCUGUUUAUCAAACAACGGUGACAGACGGUGGGUACCGAGCCACGGGCCGGCCUCCGCAGACGCAGGCGGCGCGGCCCAACUCCAUAGAGAUCGACAACCAGAGCAGAAGGCUCACUGGCAACGGACACGUGGUAGUCCCCGAAGACAGCGACUAUGGCACGGUGCAAGAGGGCAUCUACGGGGGCAGCCUGGCGGGCACGCCGCGCCGCCCGCGCCCCUCCGUGCCGCCGCCCGCGCCGCCGCCCGAACACGACACCCCCACCAGAUCAGCGCUGCCGCCGCCGCCGCCUCCGCCCGAAGCCGCGUCGCCGCCGCCGCUCGUCAACGGCGCGUCCCCGCCGCUACGCACCGCUCUCGAUGCACACUUAGACCACAUGCACGCUGUCAUUGGCAUGAUGUCGUCAGAAGCGACGGAGCCGGCCGCGCCGCCGCCGCCUCCGCCGCCGCCCGCCCCGCCGGCCCCGCCCGCCGACGACCGGCCCCGCCCGCCCUCGCCCGGCGCGCUACUGCGAGGAGCCAGCCAGUUGAAGCCUCCACGAGCUCCCGAGCCGCAGGUGGAUCCACGGUCGGACCUGUUGAAGGCUAUACGGGAUGGUGUAAAACUACGCAAAGCAGAAAAGAAGGGCGACGACACGGUCGGCCGCUACGACACGCUCCGCGGCGUGCCGGCCUUCCUCGACGUGGCGUCGAUCCUGGCGCGCCGUGUCGCCGUGGAGCUCAGCGACAGCAGCUCCGGCGACAGCGACACCGACGACAGCGACCAGUGGACGGAGAGCCGCGCGUGACCACCGCCCCCGCGCGCCCGCGCCGCCCCCGCCCCCGCCCCCGCGCCCCCGCCGCGCGCCGCCGCGCCCCCGCCGCGCGCCGCCGCCCCGCCCGUCUCCAUCGCCAUCUACACGCAACGCAACGAAACAGAAGACGUAACAGAGACUGCCAACUGCGUCAAAAACUCCUCGUUCCUAACUCGUGACGCGGAACAGAAGGUUAAGAGUCCGCCGAAGAAGGAAUCGCCGCCCGUGUCAAGUUUCAAGGUGAGUAGGGCGGGGUCGAAGGACGAAAGUGUGGUCGAGAGCGAAAAGGCUAAAGAGGUGCCCGUUAAAAAGGAAAUACCGGUUAAAGAGGUUAAAGAGCAGUCUGUGGUCAAAGAAGUGCAGAAGAAGGAGGUCUCAAAG